GCAACGGCGUAAACGUCAUCAUAUUAUAUCCUUUGUGUACGAAUGCAUAAGAUUUUCCCUCUGCAUUUUUUUUUUUGGUUUGUACUUUUUUUCUCUGAAACACAACAAUGGCGUCGACGACGAAGCCCGGUCCCGCAAUCAACCUUGAAGAAGAGGCGGAAGGCGACGGUGUAGCCGUAGACGAUUCGAUUUUCAUACCGGAGGCUACGAGCUUGCUCGUUUGUUACUCUCCGUUCGACGACAGCGACAUCGAUUGCAAUCCUUAUUUCCCUUUCUCAGGACUAAUUUCAGAUUCUGGAUCAGGUUCUUACUCGGAUUCAGAACCCGAUCCGUACAUAUGUCCCAUCGAUUUCUUCGAUCGAGAGUCUUCUUCCGAGGUUGACACGUCUGAGUACUUGGAAUCGGAAAGGCUGACCUCCGGUGAUUUCAAUAUUUGGGGAUUUUAUGACCCCAAGGAAGACGAAGAUGAGAUAGUUUUGGGAACUAGAUGUGUAUCUGGAUCCGGUUCAGGAUCCGUGUCGGAUCAUCAACCGGGUGAGCAAGGUCUUCGAGUGACCGGUAUCGAUUCGGAUUCCGAUUAUGACGAUGACGUGUUUGGUUAUACCUCAGAGGAUAGUGGGAAUAGAGCAAAUGAUUCGGGUCGGGUCGAGGUUGGUACGGGUCUCCCUCCUGUGUGGGAUGACGUCUUCGGUGAGGAAACCAUCUUGGCUGAUGAAGAAUGGGAGGAAGUGCAGAACGCAAUUAACUGGACGGAUAGGGAGUUUGGUAGACCUGAAGAAGAAGAAGAAGGUGAAGAUGAAUUGUCUUCACUAUCAAGGGAUGAUGAUGAUGAAGAGCAUGAACUGGACUGGCAGGUUUUGUUAACUGUUAACAAUGUUGUUAAUUAUAUCGAACAAGCUGAAGGAAUCUUGAUAAACCCUGAUGAUGAUAUCGAUCCGAGUUAUUACCUGUAUCUAGCUAGUUUGGAUGAAUUUGAUGAAAACCAUAGUGGACAUUAUGAUGCUGAUGCUAUUCUUGGGCAAAUGUUUGAUAACGAGACUGGAAUCUGGGGAAAUCCUCCAGCAGCCAAAAGUGUAAUUGAGGAUCUUCCAGUUGUGGAAUUUACAGUGGAAAAAUUAAACAAAGGGAACAUUGUUUGUGCGGUGUGUAAAGAUGAAAUUGUAGUGGAGGAGAAAGUAAGGAGGCUUCCUUGUAGUCAUUUCUAUCAUGGAGACUGUAUUAUGCCUUGGUUGGGGAUGAGGAAUACUUGCCCUGUUUGUCGGUAUGAGCUGCCUACUGAUGAUCUUGAGUAUGAAAGGCAUAAGAGCUCACAAAGCAGCGAUGCCGGUUUGCCAAGUAACUUACCCGGUAGACAUAGUUAAUUGAAUUUGAAGUUUCUGUUGUUCAUGUUAAUUAGCCAGGCAAGAUCCUUAAUCCACUUUCUUUUAUGCAGAAGUCCAGCGUUUCUUACAGAUUCGAUGGAGUUUGUAAAAGUAAUAAAAGUCUUAUGUACGCCCUGUGACCCUGUCGCACUGGUAUGUUAUGCUACAUGUCUGAUCUGAUUGUUUUUCCCCUCUAUGAUUUUUAGAGAACAAAUCGGAUGUAAUCUGUAUGACUGUACUGUAUAUAGUCUCUUGUCAACCCGACAAAAUGUUGAAACAGGUUUAUCUCUUUUGUUUAAACAAGUCGGAGACUCUUGUUGUCUGUGAGACUUGCACUCUCAGUGGGAAAAACACUGAACAUCGUGAUGUUUUUUU
Camelina sativa (false flax) is the source of this 1736-nucleotide messenger RNA. RefSeq lists its product as uncharacterized. The record is from RefSeq and is a predicted model, not a curated record. Gene Ontology annotation, biological process: protein ubiquitination. Gene Ontology annotation, cellular component: cytoplasm. Lineage: Eukaryota; Viridiplantae; Streptophyta; Magnoliopsida; Brassicales; Brassicaceae. Gene Ontology annotation, molecular function: ubiquitin protein ligase activity.